UCACUUGGAGCACUUCCGCCUAUAUAAGAGUGCAUAAUCUGAUAAGUUUCAAAGUGGAGUGAAGUUAAGUAAUUUUUUUAAAAAUUCAUCAAUCGAUUUUGAGGAAAAUGUCGCAGUCUCACAGUUUCGAGCAGUUUAUGCAGAUACCUAUAAUAUUUUACAAAACCAUUGGCGAAGAGCUUUUCGAGCAUCGUUCCACAAACAAACUUAAAAGUCUUCUUCUCAAAAUGUAUCUGUACUUCGGUUUUAUAAAUUUCAAUUUUCACGUUAUGGGUGAGAUUGUGUUUUUCUUAAAGUCCUUGGGCACACGUGAAACCGUUCUGCAAGCAAUCGCCGUGGCACCUUGCAUGUUCUUUUCCUUUAUGUCCAAUUUGAAGCAGAUUUUAUUAGCAUCCCACAAGCCCUUACUACGCCAGCAUUUAAAGCAGUUGGAGGACUUGUUCCCCACAACCAGCAAAAAGCAGUCCGAAUACAAAUUGCAGCAUUACGAACGCAUUAUGCGCCGCGUUAUGGUCAUUUUCACAAUGCUCUGCAUGAUGUACACAUCCACCUUCAGUUUUUAUCCUGCAUGCAAGGCAUUUGUAAACUAUUAUUUUCUGGAUGCUCCUCGCUACGAACGUAAUUUCGGUUUUUUGGUUUGGUAUCCGUUUAAUGCGACAUCAACGAGACUCAUAUAUUGGACGACAUAUUGGUCGCUGGGGCACGCAGCGUACUUAGCAGGUGUUGCAUUUUUAUGUGCGGAUUUGUUGCUGAUUGCCUCAGUUACGCAGUUGGUAAUGCAUUUCGAUUACAUAUCAAAGCAGCUGAUAAACUUCAAAGGAAAUGUCGCAAAAGAAGUCGAGAAUAUUAAAUUUUUAAAUGGAAUUGUCGAUUAUCAUGCCAAAUGCUUAAAUAUCAGCGAAGAAGUGAAUACGAUUUUCAGCUUUUCAUUGCUGUUCAAUUUUUUGGCGGCAUCGCUCAAUAUUUGCUUCAUUGGCUUCCAGGUGACCACUUCAACGACCGAAGACAUAAUAAUGUACUGUAUAUUCAUGAUUGCCUCUUUGGUGCAGGUGUUCAUUGUUUGCUAUUAUGGAGACGAAUUAAUGACGGCGAGCUUUGGUGUAGGUGACGCUGCUUAUAAUCAGUAUUGGUUUCAUAUGGGUACGAAGUACAAAAAAAUUCUCUUAUUAAUCGUUGCACGUAGUCAAAGACCAGCAUCCAUUAGAGCCCCUACAUUUCCACCCAUAUCGUUCAACACAUAUAUGAAAGUUAUAAGCAUGUCGUAUCAAUUUUUUGCACUUUUAAGAACCACCUAUUCAAGUGAUUAAGUAUAUAUGGAAAUAACUAAAGCAGGA
Messenger RNA from Teleopsis dalmanni, 1334 nucleotides. Its product is annotated as odorant receptor 67c-like. The coding region runs from base 108 to 1307 and encodes 399 amino acids. Gene Ontology annotation, molecular function: odorant binding; olfactory receptor activity. The transcript has 4 exons. The record is from RefSeq and is a predicted model, not a curated record. Gene Ontology annotation, biological process: sensory perception of smell; detection of chemical stimulus involved in sensory perception of smell. Lineage: Eukaryota; Metazoa; Arthropoda; Insecta; Diptera; Diopsidae. Gene Ontology annotation, cellular component: plasma membrane.